UUUCAGAGUCAGACCCCUGGAGGAUGUCUUCAAAAGAUUUUUGAGGAGAUUGAGACGAUCACAGAUCAAGUGCUUCCUUUAAAUACUGUGAGAAACAUUUUGACUAUGGCUUUCAACGCUUCAGAGAAGAUUGUAGAGUCAUCAUCAUCAGCAAGCCCAACUGAACUAGCCUCUUAUGGAAACCGUGUGUUAAAAACUAGUGAGAAGCUCAUUUCUACAUUAGUGAAGCCGACAGACACAAGUGCCAGUGUCAAUUUUACUCUUCCUGCUGUAGAGGGUCAAGUCUUCAUGGUUGGACCACAGGUCACCUUACAUAAAAUGCCUCGACUUGACACAACAAAUUCUUCUGUGGACAUCGAUCUCAUUGGGAUGUCCAAGAACAACAUUGAAAGGUCAGCUGCUGUGGCUUUCAUGAGCUAUGUCACGAUGGAGAAUCUACUGAAGCCAGACUUCUUCAACACAUCAAAUGACACAGUUAAAACCAUGAUGUCCACUGUGAUCUCAGUUACUCUUCCCAAAACCACCAACACUAAACUCACCAAACCAGUCAACUUCACCUUCAGACACAUCAGAGAGUUUGAUCACAGUGGUUCUCACUCCUGUGUGUACUGGAAUAUCAGCGAGUGGAUUGCAGAUGGAUGUUAUGUUUUAGAGUUCAACAGCAGCUACACUGUGUGUUCCUGUGUUCAUCUGUCCACAUUCGCUCUCAUCAUGCAAACCAGCCGCCCACCAGAGAGUGACCCACUGCUGGAGCAGUUGAAUUUGGUGUGUGUGAUCGUGGGGCUGGUGUUCUUCAGUUUGGCCCUGUUGACCUUUGCCUUUUGUCAGUGGAGUUCUUUAGUGAAUAAUGUGGCUCGAAUCAACAUCUGCAUCAGUCUUCUGCUGGCUCACCUUCUGUUCCUGCUCACACAGCAGUUCCUGAAUCUCAUACGGCCUCAGCAGGUGUUGUGUGCAGUGAUCUCAGGCCUUCUGCACUUCCUCUUUCUCUCCGGCUUUGUGUGGAUGUUCAUUGAAGCUGUGCUGCUCUUCAUCUGUGUGAAGAACCUAUCAAAGAUCAGCUCUAAAAAGAGGGCGGUGCUUAGCACUGGAUUCCUGUGUGUGAUUGGAUAUGUGGUUGCUCUGGUUGUGGUGUGUGUGUCUGUCGGUCUGGUUCCUAAAGGCUACGGCAGCGAACACUGCUGGAUUAAACUGGAUAAAGGCUUCAUCUGGAGUUUUCUUGGUCCUGUUUGUGUCAUACUAGCUGCAAACACAAUUCUCUUCAUCAACAUUGUCAUCAGUCUGAACUCAGCUUUCAAAAGUCUCAAUGCUGAAGUUUCACAGAUUAAGCAAACCAAGAUUAUGGUGUUUAAAACACUGGCUCAGUUUGUGGUUCUUGGUUGCCCCUGGAUUCUGGGUGUCUUCACUGAUAACAGGAAAGUGCUGGAGAUCAUCUUCCUGAUCUUGAACUCCCAGCAGGGAACCUUCAUCUUCCUCAUCUACUGUGUCCUCAAUAAAAAGGUCAGGGAGCAGUACAGGAAGUUCUUCAGAUGUCUUUGCUCAAACAACACUGAGGACUACAGCGUCACGUUCAGAGUAACCACUGAAUAAGUAAUAAGUAAUACAAUUCUGCUCAAGUGCCAUUAAUAUACAGCUGAUUUUAUGUAACAAAAUCUAUGUUUUUGUGUGCUAAAUGUUAAAGUCUCAGAUCAUUUCUGCAAAUGAAAGAAAACAUGUUAUUCUUCAGUGUCUUAUUUUAUAGCUUCUAUAUAUUUAUUAAUAUUAUUAUUAUUAGUAGUAGUAGUAGUACAAAGUACAUUUGUUCAAUUCUCAAAACAAUCACAUUUGAAAACUCCAGAAAACUAUUUCAUGUGCCUAUGGUAAAGGGAAAUAAAUUACAUGUAUGGAAACAUACAGUUUUGUGGGAGUAACAAUUUAUAACUUUAAUUAAACAUAAUUACAUCUUUAGAUUUUUUCCAAACUAAUGAAUGUUUCUUCUAUAAAGGCCCAUUUUACAGUACAUUAAUAUUGUGAUUUACUAUAUAUAAAUAGAAAAAUGUAGUUUCAUGAAUGAGGGACACAUGUUUUAUUGAUAUUGUGAAUUUACAUUUAAAACUAAACUAUUAAAAUAAGAAAAUGAACAGCUAAUGGCUUCAGUGUAAAAUGAAUCUGUUACUUAGCUUGAAUUGCAUUUUGCUUUUGUACAGGUCACAUUGGU
This is a messenger RNA of Carassius auratus (goldfish), 2194 nucleotides long. RefSeq names its product adhesion G protein-coupled receptor E3-like. The transcript has 11 exons. The annotation marks the transcript as partial. The record is from RefSeq and is a predicted model, not a curated record. NCBI's taxonomy places the organism in Eukaryota, Metazoa, Chordata, Actinopteri, Cypriniformes, Cyprinidae. Gene Ontology annotation, cellular component: plasma membrane. Gene Ontology annotation, biological process: cell surface receptor signaling pathway; adenylate cyclase-activating G protein-coupled receptor signaling pathway. Gene Ontology annotation, molecular function: G protein-coupled receptor activity.